Fusarium redolens is the source of this 1270-nucleotide messenger RNA. RefSeq lists its product as uncharacterized. The record is from RefSeq and is a predicted model, not a curated record. The transcript is spliced from 3 exons. Bases 91 to 1038 code for a protein of 315 amino acids. NCBI's taxonomy places the organism in Eukaryota, Fungi, Ascomycota, Sordariomycetes, Hypocreales, Nectriaceae. Gene Ontology annotation, molecular function: RNA binding.
GAUUAUCACACUGCACCUAAUAGCCUAUUCUGCAUCCAGAGCCCUUCCUAUACGAUACUAUUUCAGAGCAACCCACCUUAAUUACCGACAAUGAAGAGCAAGCGCGCAAGAGAGGCUGCCGAGGUCGACGAUAAGCCUGUUGCUUCUGUUAAUUCUGAGGCCCCAGCCAAGAAGCGCAAGCGCAGCGAGGAUGAUGGGGCUGAUCUGAAGAAGGCUAAGAAGGAGAAGAGGGACAAGAAGUACAAGAAGGAAUCGCGCAAGGAGCGCAAGGAGAAGCGCAAGAACCUCCAGGACCUCCCCGAACAAGACGAUGACGAAGAGGCGGCCGAGGAUGCUCCAAUGGCUGAGGCUGAUGACAAGCCUGCGGAUGCGCCAGUAGAGGCAGACAAGUCUGCAAAGAAGGAUAAGAAGGCCAAAACCGACGAGUCGCAACAAAAGGACGACGCCAGCGUUGAUGUUGAACCCAAGGAGGAGCCAAAGAAGAGCAAGAAGGACAAGAAGAAGCAAAACAAGGCAUCCGAAACAACGACCACCAACGAUGAAUCUGCUGCUGGCCCUGAUGCAGAGGCUGCUGAUGGCAAAGGAGACCGUCACAUUGUCUUCGUCGGCAACCUGCCCUUCACCGCCACUGCCGAAACAAUCAAAGCCCACUUUGCCUCUCUCAACCCAGUGUCAGUUCGCUGCAUGAGCGAUCCCAAGGAUAGCAAGCCCUGCCGUGGCUUUGCCUUUGUCGAGUUCGAGAAGGUCUGGCAUAUGCGAACAUGUCUCGACAAGUUCCACCACUCCGAGUUCUCAGAUGGUGUCUCUUAUCCCCGCCGCAUAAAUGUCGAGUUGACUGCCGGUGGAGGUGGCAAGACAAAGCAGCGCCAGGACAAGAUCAAGGAGAAGAACCGCAAGCUCGACGAGAACCGCGCCAAGCGUAUCGAGCGCGAGAGGACGGCAAAGGAAGAGUCCAAAGGCAAGGGUGACACUCGCCAGGCUGGCGAGGAUGGCAUUCACCCAAGUCGACGUGCCCACGUCCCUGGCAACCGCUGGUAGAAACAGCUUACCAGGCCUCAAGUCAAGGGUGUGAAGCUCAAGAAGGAGUAGGUUUUUGAGGGUCUCUGAAUGUGUUUUAAUGAUUUGUAUUGGGACCGGAUACACAAAAGUUGAGUGUGCAUUUACAUGAUAGUGAGAGAUACCCAAAGCGGAUGGACCUUUGACCUCACGAUGACGAAGAGCAUGGAACAGUAGAUGAAUUAUAUUUCUAUAUCUACCACUUCGUUGACUG